UUCACCUGUAGAGUACAAACAAAUAAUAGCACCACUGUUCACAUCUUCAAACCCUUUAUAUACAAAGCUCAGCGCAAAUUAUUGAAGUAUUCAUACUUCUCUUCUUCAAUCCUCUCUUCUAAUGGCUCAGCAGAAGGUGGUGUUGAAGGUAUUGACCAUGACUGAUGUAAAGACAAAGCAGAAAGCUAUAGAAGCUGCUGCUGAUAUUUAUGGAGUUGAUUCCAUAGCAGCAGAUCUAAAAGAUCAGAAGCUAACAGUGAUAGGUCAGAUGGAUACCGUGGCAGUGGUGAGAAGGCUGAAGAAAGUAGCGAAAGUGGACAUAAUCUCAGUUGGACCUGCAAAAGAAGAGAAGAAAGAAGUGAAAAAAGAGGAGAAGAAAGAAGAAAAGAAGGGAGAAAAGAAAGAGGAGAAGAAGUAAUUAACUAAACCAGGAAUAUUCCAUUCCCUUUCUUCUUCUUCUUGUUUUCUAUUUUUCUUUUUUCUCUUAAUUUAUAAGCUUAAUUAUUACAAGCUAAAUCAUACUGUAAUAAGUUUUUAAGAGAAGUUUUGCCCAUGAAAAAACCCUAUUUUCUCUAUCUUUUCUGUUUUGUUCCAAAACAGUCAAAAAAACAUGGUAGAAGCCGAGCAGAAAGGGUUUUUUUUUUUUUUCUCUCUGUAUGUCCCUAUUGUUUUAGCAUUUUGUAUUAUGCUAGCCCGAAUCAAUUUUUGGCUUCUCUUCGAUAUUAAUUAGUAAUGUUGAGUGUAAUUUGGGCAUCUUAGAGAUGUAACUUAUGCAAAUGGGUUAUGGAUGUAAGUGUCCAGAUGAUGA
Molecule: messenger RNA, 808 nt
Organism: Populus euphratica (Euphrates poplar)
Lineage: Eukaryota; Viridiplantae; Streptophyta; Magnoliopsida; Malpighiales; Salicaceae
Product: Copper transport protein family
Exons: 3
Coding region: 122-418 (98 amino acids)
Molecular function (GO): metal ion binding
Source: RefSeq, a predicted model, not a curated record